Adineta steineri is the source of this 2475-nucleotide messenger RNA. NCBI's taxonomy places the organism in Eukaryota, Metazoa, Rotifera, Eurotatoria, Adinetida, Adinetidae. The record is from the annotation of a GenBank genome assembly.
AUGGAUCAAAUCAUAACUGGUAUUAUUAAAAGUACACAUCCAUUUAAAGUAAAACAACAAUUACUUGAACGUUUAAAAUCAGCAUAUUUACAAACUCCUUGUUCAACAACAAUACCAGUAAACAAUCGAGCAUGUUAUCAUAUUAUAAACUAUGUACGUGAAUUAACAUCAACUAAAAUUGAUCUUGAUACAUUAGCAUUUUGUCGUACUUGUUUGGAAUGUUGUCAUAGUCCCGAAUGUCUUUGUUCAAUUGCUGAACAUUUAAUAAAUGAUGCACAUAUUGAUUUAUCAAUACCAUUUGUCCAAUUAUUAAGUGAUCGUUUACCAAUUGAAAUUGGUCGACCAUUUUUAGAACGUGCUAUUUUUGAAAGACAUGAAUUAAAUAAUGAAGCAUUACAUUUUAUUUUAUUAUCUAUAACAAAAAAUCGACAAUUAACUGAUGGACAACGAACAAUAUUCUAUAUAAAAUUAGUUGAAUUAGUUUUAUUUCGUUUACGUACAUUUGAUCAUUCAAUUGAACAAGUUGAAUUAUUUUGUAAACAAUUAUUAUCAACUAUUGAAGAAUUAUGUUAUGAAAAUAAUAAAAAGUCGAAUCAUUUAUUAAAUGAUAUUGUUAAUGGUGUUACAAGUGGUUUAUUAACAUGUUUAGCUGAUUCAACAGUAACAAAUGAACCAUCAACAGCAUUAGCAAACAUUAUUGACCUAUUACAAGAAUGUCCAAAUGAAAAUUUACUUGAUUCAUUUAUUUUAACAAUCGAUGAUGAUAGAUUAAUAUUAUGUCUCAAUCGUUUAGCUCGAGUUUUUCGUUGGCCAUGUUCAACAACAAAACCAUCACAAUGGCUUGUUUCAAUUUGGAAAUUAUUAUUUAAACGUGAACGGGAAAUGCUUGUAGCACAAUCAGCAUCAUCAUCAAUUAUCUCCGAUUUAAUAUCAAUGCUUGGUAAUCCAUCAUCUUAUCAAAAUGUUAUUCCAGCUUUAUGUUGGAUAUUUGUAAAUCAACCAUUUCAUUUACAAACUUUUGCAAGUACUUUACAAAGUGAAAUGGUUCAACUUGUUCUAAAUAAUCCAAAUUUUCUUAUUGAUAAUAUUGAAAUGAAUAAUCUUGUUGAAAGUGUUCGUUAUGGUCUUAAAAGUUUAUUAAAUAAUGAAGAUAAUCUUCUUAAUAAUGAAUUAUUAAAUAAUUUACUUCAAAGUCUUCCAAAGCCAAAUUCAACUUAUGCAAAAAAUAUUCAAUUAAUGAAAUGUAAAUCAUCAUCAAUAGACAAUUAUUCAAAUGAAAUACCAAUUCGUUUACAUGAUAAAGUUGGUUUAAUUAAUAUUGGCAAUACUUGUUAUCUAAAUGCAAUUAUGCAAGCAUUAUAUGCUUGUACAAAAUUUCGACAAUGUGUACUUAAUUGUGAUAUAUUGUCUUCAAAUAAUGAAUUAUUAAAAUCUCUACAAAAUUUAUUUGCUUUUUUAACACUUUCACAAAGACCACAUUAUCGACCAGAAAGAUUUUGGCAUCAAGCAAAACCAUCUUAUUUUGAACAUAAUCAACAACAAGAUUGUCAAGAAUUUCUUCGACAUUUCCUUGACGCACUUCAUGAAGAAGCAAAAAAAACAACACAAAAUGAAUCAAAUCUCGAUCUUGUUAAACAACAUCUUAUGGGUACAUGUGUACAUCUGAGUAAAUGUUUAACAUGUUCAUCAAUAACGAAAUCUCAAGAUUUAUUUUAUGAAUUAUCUAUUGGUUUUCAUGAACAAUCAUCAACAAAUGAUGAUCAACAAAAAAUCUUUGAUUUACAAUCUCUUAUUGAUCAUACAUUUGCAUGGGAAUCAUUAAUAAAUGAAAAUCAAUUUGCAUGUGAUAAAUGUGGUAAAAAAGAAGAUGGUUCACGUCGAAUGUUUUUAACAUCACAUCCAAAUUAUCUUGUUUUAUUAUUAAAACGUUUUGUACAUAAUCAUCUUACUGGUAAAUAUGAAAAAUGUCUUGAUCGUACAACAUUACCAGAAUUUAUACAAUUAUUAACUGUAAAUGAAACAUUUAUAUCAUAUCGAUUAAAAGCAAUUGUUGUUCAUCAUGGUUUAUCAAUGAAUAGUGGACAUUAUUAUGCAUUUGUUAUGAUUAAUAAUGAUGAUUUAAUUGAUAAAAAUAAUAAUAAUUCGAUUGGUUGGUGGCUUUUUAAUGAUACACAUGUUGAACAUUUAACAUAUGAAAAUGUUUAUGCACAUUUUCAACGUUUUCCAUCAGCUACACCUUACGUUCUUAUAUAUGAAAAACAACUUCAAGAAAAAGAAACCGAAACUACACAACUAUCAAUUGUACCUUAUUUACAAACAUUCGUUGAUCGUGAUAAUCAACUUUAUACUCAAGAACAAAAACGUCGUGGUCGUUCAUCAAGAUCAGCUGAUGUAUCAGAUGUAAAUGAACCUUAUUUACGAAAUACCGGAUGUAAAGAUCAAAGUCCUGAUCGUGGACCACCAUGUAUUUUUUAA